AUGCGGUCGACUUCAUUUGCUGGCGCUGCAGUCUCUGCGGCAGCCGUUCAUGCUGCAUCCUUGAGCGACAUAUGCUCCAAGAGCUAUGCCCAAUCGGCUCUCCCUGCCGACAACUUUUUAUCGGGCAUCACCUUGGACGCGGACUCGGUUCAAACAUCCCUGGUCUCCAAUGCCAGCUUCCAGUCUGAAUGGUACCCUACCGCCAGCGCCGACUACUGCAACCUCACUUUCGCCUAUUCACACGACGGUCUUGCCGACGACGUUGUACAUGUUUCAUACUUGCUCCCUGCUCCUAGCAAGUUUAAGAACCGCUAUGUCUCUACAGGCGGAGGCGGGCUUGCCAUCAACUCAGGAAGCCAGUACGCCGCGUCUGGACUCAUAGUUGGUGCCGUCUCCGGAGUCACAGAUGGAGGAUUCGGAUCAUUCGACACUCAGUGGGACGAGGUGUUCCUCCUGGCUAACGGCACUAUCAACUGGCAAUCUGUUUACAUGUUUGGCUACCAGGCUCAUCACGAACUGGCCCUACUCGGCAAAGAGUUGUCGAGGAACAUCUAUAACGUUUCCAAGCGCUCUAAACUCUACUCUUAUUAUCAGGGUUGUUCCGAAGGUGGCCGCGAAGGCUGGAGUCAGGUACAGCGUUUUGCCGACCAGUUCGACGGUGCUGCCAUCGGAGCCCCAGCCUUCCGCUAUGGUCAACAGCAGGUUAACCACUUGUUCGGUAAUGUUAUCGAGCAGACUCUGGACUACUUCCCUCCUUCAUGCGAGCUGGACAAAAUCCUCAACCUGACUAUCGCCGCUUGUGAUGGCCUGGAUGGAAAAGAGGAUGGUGUUGUAUCGCGAUCUGAUCUUUGCAAGCUCCGCUUCGACCUUAACAGCACAAUUGGGGAGUCUUACUCUUGUGCCGCAUCGAGCUCCCAGGGUGGAUCAGGAGCGCUUCGGGCUCGACAGUUCGCUCAGCCAGACACCCCAGCUCAGAAAGGAACCGUUUCCAAAGAAGGCGUGGCUGUGAUUCGACAGUUUCUCGAUGGCCUCCAUGACUCUAAGGGACGCCGUGUGUACCUCAACUACCAGCCCGGAUCUAGCUUCUCAGAUGCCGCCACUUCUUACGACGAAGAAAACGAGACCUGGGGAUUGAGCAUUAACGGCCUUGGUGGUGAGUGGGUUGCGAGGUACCUCCAGCUCCACGACACUAGUACCCUCUCCAGCCUCGACAACGUCACCUACGACACACUUAAAGAGUGGAUGGUCUAUGGCAUGAAUAAGUACGCGGACUCUCUGCAAACCACUUACGCCGACCUGAGCGACUUCCAAUCCGCGGGUGGAAAGGUUAUCCACGUCCAUGGAGAAUCAGACGACUCUAUCCCGGCGGGCUCAUCCGUUCACUACUACGACUCCGUUCGUAGUGUCAUGUUUGCCGAUAAGAGCUACAACGAGAGCGUUGCUGCCGUUGACGACUUUUACCGGCUGUACCUGGUCCCUGGUGGCGCACACUGCGGCAGCAACACUAACCAGCCCAACGGUGGAUGGCCACAGACGACUUUGCAGACCGUCAUUAAAUGGGUCGAGAAGGGUGUUGCUCCUGAGACUCUGGAUGGACACGAUGGCAUUGAGACUAUCUGCCGUUGGCCUCUCCGUCCGUUGUGGUCUGGAAACGGCACUUCGCUGAACUGUGUUUAUGACCAAGAGUCGAUUGAUAGCUGGACUUAUGACUUUGAUGCUUAUAAGCUGCCUCUUUACUAA
Fusarium mangiferae is the source of this 1740-nucleotide messenger RNA. RefSeq lists its product as uncharacterized. The record is from RefSeq and is a predicted model, not a curated record. Lineage: Eukaryota; Fungi; Ascomycota; Sordariomycetes; Hypocreales; Nectriaceae. The coding region runs from base 1 to 1740 and encodes 579 amino acids. The transcript has a single exon.